Messenger RNA from Ilyonectria robusta, 1915 nucleotides. Its product is annotated as Alpha/Beta hydrolase protein. The transcript is spliced from 4 exons. Bases 72 to 1766 code for a protein of 564 amino acids. Gene Ontology annotation, molecular function: dipeptidyl-peptidase activity. NCBI's taxonomy places the organism in Eukaryota, Fungi, Ascomycota, Sordariomycetes, Hypocreales, Nectriaceae. The record is from RefSeq and is a predicted model, not a curated record.
AUCCGAGUGAGCAAGAACCAGAACACAUUCAUUGUUAAUUGCGUUGUGACGGUGAAAACCCAAAUAUAGUCAUGGAGCUCCACACGCAUGAGUUAUCCUCCUUCUUCCGAAAGUCAGUUCAUCCUGAACAGGUGUCAGCACCAUUGAAACAUGCGCCACCGUUACAACGCGAAACUAUUCAGCUCGAUGGCGGGGAUGUGCUCCUGCAGAAGGACAUUGCCGUCAAGAUGCGAGACGGUAUCACUCUCUACGCCGACUUGUAUCAACCACAUCCUACGUUGACUGAAAAGUCACCAACAAUUAUCUUAUUCGCUCCGUUUGGCAAGCAUGGUGCAGUACCUCGAGAAAGAUUUCAGAACAUGGGGGUAGAUUGGUCUCAGCUCAGCAAGUAUACCAACUGGGAGCUUCCUGAUCCAUUGCGAUGGUGUGGUGAAUGGCAUUACUCUCUGCUUUGCGUUGACCCAAGAGGCACUUGGUGGUCAGAGGGUGCAAGAGCGACCUAUCUUUCUCCAGAAGAAGGUCGAGACGGAUAUGAUAUCGUCGAAUGGGUAGCUCAGCAGCCAUGGUGUACUGGUGAGGUGGGUUGGGGAGGCGGCGUGUCCUACUUCGCUAUGUCAGCGUAUCAAACAGCCGUUCUGAAACCACCACACUUAAAGGCGCUUCUCAUCUGGGAAGGAAUUUCUGACCUUUAUCGUGAGGUGAAUUGUCCCGGUGGAAUCCCCAACGUGCCUUUCCAACAUUUUUGGAUGAACAUGACCGGAAAUGGCCUCUCAGAAAGUGAAGACCAUGCAGUUGCAAGCAUUGAGCAUCCACUUUUUGACGAUUAUUGGCGUUCCAAGGUUGUGGACUGGAGUCUAAUAGUCAUCCCGGUGUUUUCCGUUACGGGAUGGUCGUCACUCGGAUUGCAUCUACGCGGCACUAUUGAAGCUUGGAGAAAGUUCUCGUCGAAAGACAAAUACCUUUGGAUUCACAGUGGUCGUGAGUGGAGUGAAUUCUACAAGGAGGAGAACGUUCAGAAGCAACACCAGUUUUGGGACCGAUAUCUCAAGGGCGAUCAGAACGGAGUGAACGACUGGCCAAAGGUCGAAAUCGAUGUUCGAAUUUCCGCCACCCAAAGCAGUCCAAGAUUUGUGUCUACAUUUCCUCCUCAAUCAGAAAUAACUGAGUACACGUUAGCAGAGGGUGGGAGGCUUCAUGCUAAUGAGGGACUGGAUGUCAACAGCUGCAAUCCGAAUUAUGUAUCAUUUGAUGCACACAAGCUUGACUCAGCCGCAACCUUUGAUUUCGUGGUUGAUCAGACCACCGAGAUCACAGGAUAUGCAGCGGUGAAACUUUUCAUCCAGGCAAUGCACUUCCCAGACGUUGACUUGUUUGUCGCUCUUCAAAAGAUUGACACAGACGGAGAAGAGGUUAAAUUUUACCACUCGACGCAGCAAUUGGAGGCGGCUGCCACCUAUGGAUGGCUACGAGCCUCCCAUCGUGAGCUUGACGAAUCUGCCAGUGUGCCUGAAAGGCCUGUUCAUCUCCAUGAAAGACGGCAAUGGCUGCGGCCGAGUGAUAUUGUCGAGGUGAAUAUUGAGCUAUGGCCAGCCAGUACAGUAUGGAAAGCCGGGGAAACAGUUCAUCUGGUUGUGAAGGGCACCACUUUCACGAAUCCAGACAACUUUACUCAAUUCAAAGGCCCUUCUCACAGCUUUGGAGAAGUUAAAAUCUGGUUUGGCAAAGGCUACAAUAGCAGCUUGUUCCUGCCUGUAGUUAGACUUUGAAGGGACAUCAUCAAAGGCAGCCACGAGGACAUAACCCGCGGCUUUGACAUUGGUGGUUGAGAGAGAUACAAGUACAUGCAUUGCGCAACACACUCCAGUCACAAUUAUAUUACUAAGAGGCAAGCUGCUUAUUUGUCGAUUUACUACUU